CACCCGUUCACGAAAAGUCUCGCGAGAAUAGGCUUUCCCAGUUACCCAGGGAAACGAGAGUUUGAUUCAAAGUAAACCCCGGUGAAGUGCGUUCUGCAUCUAUUGUAUGAAUUUUGCGGAUGUUUUGGGUGACUUUUGCAAGGAAUAACUCAAUGAAAAAAUGCCUUCGCCUCAAGGAUUGCAGCCGGUCCUGAAGAUGAAGGUAGACGAGCUCUUCCUGAAUUGGUUGAGUGAGCCAAGCAUCCAGGAGAUGCUAAAAUGCUACCUCAGAAAGAUCAAGAAUGGAGAUGAGCUUGAGAUUGAAAAGGGCAACUGUAAUUUUACUGAAAACAACAAUAUUGCCCCAAACUAUAAUGUGACAGAGAGGACUUCUGCAUCUCUCAGUGCUCCCUGUAGCCCCCCCUCAGCCACACUGCCAUCUGGGAGUGGCAGCAGUAACAGAGCAGGACCAAACAGCAGGGCAUUGAGACGCUCCAUCAGCGUUAAAAAGGCUCAGCUUAAGAAAGAGGAGGCCGUUUCACCAGCAUUAAGCGAAAGCAUUCCGAAGUUCUAUUUCCCUCGAGGGCGGCCCAAAGCCAAUAUCAACAUUGACAAUCUCAUUUCCAAGAUAGAGAAAAUAUUUUCUCAGUUUCCCAGUGAAAGAGUAACUAUUGAGGAUAUGGGGAAGGUUGCCAAGGCCUGCGAAUGCCCACUCUAUUGGAAGGCUCCAUUGUUCUUCGCUUCUGGGGGAGACAGGAGGGGAUAUGUGUCCGUUCACAAAUUCGUGGCAAUGUGGAGAAAAGUGCUACAGAACUGUCAUGAUGAUGCAUCCAAGUUUCUUCAUCUCCUGGCCAAGCCUGGCUGUCCUUAUUUGGAGCAAGAGGACUUCAUCCCAUUCCUGCAGGAUGUGGUGGAUUCACAUGCAAGCCUUGCUUUUCUGAAGGAGGCCUCAGACUUUCACUCACGCUACAUUACCACAGUAAUACAGAGGAUAUUUUAUAACGUCAACCGAUCAUGGACGGGAAAAAUAACAUGUUCAGAGCUGCGGAGAAGCAGUUUUCUUCAGAAUGUGGCAUUACUAGAAGAUGAGGAUGAUGUUAACCAGCUGACUGAGUACUUUUCCUAUGAGCAUUUCUAUGUCAUCUACUGUAAAUUCUGGGAGCUGGACACUGACCAUGAUCUGUACAUAGACCAGAGGGACAUGGCACGGCACAACGAUCAAGCCAUCUCCCACAGAAUGAUUGAAAGAAUUUUCUCAGGAACUGUAACAAGAGACAGGAAGGUUCAUAAAGAAGGCCGGUUGAGCUAUGCUGACUUUGUGUGGUUUCUUAUCUCAGAGGAAGACAAGAAGUCUGAAACCAGCAUCGAGUACUGGUUCCGGUGUAUGGACGUGGAUGGCGAUGGCGUUCUGUCCAUGUACGAGCUCCAGUACUUCUAUCAGGAGCAGUGUCAGAAGCUGGAGGCCAUGGCCAUUGAACCACUGCCUUUUGAGGACUGUCUCUGCCAAAUGCUGGAUCUAGUCCGGCCUGAAUCACCAGGGAAAAUCACCCUCCGGGACUUGAAGAGAUGUAAGCUAGCUCAUAUAUUCUUUGACACUUUCUUCAAUAUUGAGAAAUAUCUGGAUCAUGAGCAGAGGGAUCCAUUCAUGGUGGCAAAGGAUGUUGAGAGUUUGGGACAGGAGAUUUCUGACUGGGAGCGAUAUGCUGCAGAGGAGUACGAUAUUUUGGUGGCUGAGGAAGCCGCCAACGAGCAGUACAAUGAUGGCUAUGACAAUCCCCUGGUUCCAAUUGACUGCAUCUCCGCUGAGUUUGACCUGUGCGGUGAGAAGAGGCACCUGUUUGAGUUUGCUAACCCUCACUGUAACCUGGACCUGGAUGAGUACAAAUACGCAGACAGUUUUGAAUGACGGCCACCUGCAGUGAUAGAAACAUCAAAACUCUCCACCGAUACACAAACCCCCAGCAGAGCACAGCAAGAUAGGCCACAUGCAACACAUAAAACACAUCAAUGCAGCCACAUGCAUGAGCUUACAAGUUCAUGUUUGUGUUCUGAUUGGCCAAAGAGUGUGUCCCAGGUUCUAGUUAAGAUACAGUACACCAAUAGCCUGGUGAAACACAUGAAGAGGAAGGCUUGUGCUCGCCCGGGACCCAGCAGUGUAGAACCAGCUGUACAGAGCCUUACAGCUCCUACAGAACUCUGCGCCUGAUCAGCACAUGAUGAGUGUUAGGACUGUUAGGCUCGUCUGUCUGCACACCUAACAAACGGCAGGUUAUUUUAAGAACAAUUGGAAUGAGCUCCAAGUGUAGAAUAUUUAACACACAAAUUGGCAAAUGGCAAACAUUCCACAUAUUAACCAAAGUGACUUGAGCUUGAUUACAUUAAUGUAUUUCUAGUAACGCUGUGUAGGUGUGUGAAAUGCCUCGCACUCAGAGCUCCUUGAGGGGGAAAAACUGUUUUACAAAGACUGUGCCUGCUGUCUGACUACUUCACAGAUGUGAACACUUGUUUUAAAUUAUAGAUUUAUUUAUAAAUAUUUGUACAUAUUUAUUUGGUGGUUGCUGUGUUUUGUUCGAAAUAAUGAGAUUUAUCUGAAUUUUAAAUAAAUCUUCUUUUUCUAUAAGAAUAUGUACUGUAUAAUGGUAAAUUAAGCCCUUUUUUAAAGAGUUUAAUAAAGUAUUAAAACUUCA
Molecule: messenger RNA, 2666 nt
Organism: Tachysurus fulvidraco (yellow catfish)
Lineage: Eukaryota; Metazoa; Chordata; Actinopteri; Siluriformes; Bagridae
Gene: ppp2r3b
Product: protein phosphatase 2, regulatory subunit B'', beta
Exons: 14
Coding region: 161-1885 (574 amino acids)
Biological process (GO): protein dephosphorylation
Cellular component (GO): protein phosphatase type 2A complex
Molecular function (GO): calcium ion binding; protein phosphatase regulator activity
Source: RefSeq, a predicted model, not a curated record